AUGCGGGCCUGUUCGAUUCUACGCCGUCGCAUCCAUCCCUCGGCCUUCAUUUCCCAGCGCGCACAGAUCGUCUCCGACGGAUCGCGAUUCCAGUCCCAUUCAUUCGCGAGACUCUACUCCACAUAUCGACCCCAGCAACCGAGGGAGACCUCAUCUUUUUGGAUCGCAUCCACCCUCCUUACUAUCGGAGGAGGCGCCUGGAUCUAUCAGUAUCUCUAUCCUUCCGAGCUCCCACACCAGCCGCGACCCCGGCUGCCUCCGAACGGCCAAGACCCUUUCCUCAGCGUCAUUGAUACCCUCAAAACCAUGCCUGUCGAACCGGCCCCAGGCACCGUCGGGACUUUGACCCCGGAGCAGGAAGCCAAGCUACGCGAGUUCUGGAUUCUGGCCCUCAAGGUUUUCGGUGUCCCAAUCGACGGCUUGGAAGCCGAUCUCAAUGCCUCAAGUGAAGCCGCUCCGUCUAGCCCAGAGAAGAAGUCCAAGCGUCGCGGGUGGGGUUUGUUCAGCCGGAGUGGUGACGAAGAUGCCGACGACUCCAAAAGUGUGUCUUCUGCCAGUGGCGUUAACUCAAGCAUAGCGGCCAUUAGCAUCGCUGACGGCGAUGACAAGUACGGCCAGUCCAAGGAAUUCCAGCAGGCGCUGCAAGAUAUGAAGCCCGAGGAGAUUCGCACAGCUUUCUGGAACAUGGUGAAGCAUGAUCAUCCAGAUGCGCUGCUUCUGCGGUUCCUACGCGCUCGCAAAUGGGAUGUCAAAAAGGCUUUGGUCAUGCUGGUCUCCACUAUGCGCUGGCGCUUGCAGGAUAUGCAUGUUGACGACGACAUCAUGGCCAACGGCGAGGCAGCGGCUUUGAAGCAGUCUCAAAGCUCUGACCCUGUUGAGAAGAAAAAGGGCGAAGACUUCCUGUUUCAGUUGCGUAUGGGUAAGAGCUUCCUCCACGGUGUAGACAAAUCUGGUCGUCCCAUCUGCGUGGUUCGUGUCCGUCUGCACAAAGCAAAUGACCAGGAUGUUGAAAGUUUGGAGCGGUUCACUGUCUACACUAUUGAGACGGCCCGGUUGCUCUUGGCUUCUCCGGUUGAGACUGCGACUAUCAUUUUCGAUAUGACCGAUUUCGGCAUGUCCAACAUGGAUUACGCACCCGUUAAGUUCAUGAUCAAGUGCUUUGAAGCCAAUUAUCCCGAGUCCCUGGGAUCUGUCCUUAUCCACAAGGCGCCAUGGCUCUUCUCCAGUAUUUGGAGCGUUAUCAAAGGCUGGUUGGAUCCCGUCGUUGCCGCUAAGAUUCAUUUCACCAAGACCCGCCAGGACUUGGAAGCCAUUAUCCCCCCUGGUCAGAUCAUGAAAGAACUGGAAGGUGACGAAAACUGGGAAUAUAAGUAUCCCGAAGUCGAGGAGGGAGAGAACAAGCUGAUGGAGGAUACUGAAACUCGCGACAAGUUGCUCGCAGAGCGUCAGGAGCUCGCCAAGGAGAUCCAGAGCACCACCAUUGAAUGGAUUGGCGCCGCCGCCAAGAAGGAUUCCGGAGCUCUAUCUGCCGUCGAGGAGAAGCGCGCGGGUCUGGUCGAGAAACUGCGGAAGCAGUACUGGGAACUUGACCCGUAUAUCCGGAGUCGCUCCCUGUAUGAUCGCCUCAACAUUAUCCAGGGCCAAGGAAAGAUCGAGUUCUAUCCGGCUUCUGUGAAGGCGGACAUGGAGAAGGUUCGCUCUGGCACGGCCGAAUAA
Messenger RNA from Penicillium pulvis, 1716 nucleotides. RefSeq names its product CRAL-TRIO domain-containing protein. The transcript has 4 exons. NCBI's taxonomy places the organism in Eukaryota, Fungi, Ascomycota, Eurotiomycetes, Eurotiales, Aspergillaceae. The coding region runs from base 1 to 1716 and encodes 571 amino acids. The record is from RefSeq and is a predicted model, not a curated record.